Molecule: messenger RNA, 1836 nt
Organism: Nicotiana tabacum (common tobacco)
Lineage: Eukaryota; Viridiplantae; Streptophyta; Magnoliopsida; Solanales; Solanaceae
Product: organic cation/carnitine transporter 3-like
Biological process (GO): transmembrane transport
Cellular component (GO): membrane
Molecular function (GO): transmembrane transporter activity
Source: RefSeq, a predicted model, not a curated record
UUGCAAAUUACAAAAAAAAAAUGAGUGACCAAUCAGAACCAUUACUAAAGUCAAAAAAAGCAAUUACACUUGAUGAAACAAUAGAAAGUUGCAUAGGAGAAUUUGGAUGGGCACAAUUCUUACAAUCCAUUCUCAUAUCUUUAUCAUGGGUUUUCGAUGCUCAACAAACAUUCAUUAGUGUCUUUACCGACACGUUGGCCGUUUCUGAAUGGUCGUUAAUAGGUGCGAGUUCAAUUCUCACUGGCCUUCCGGCAUCUUCGUUUUUCAUAGGUUGUCUUAUCGGAGGUUUCCUUCUUUCUACCUUAGCUGACACAAAACUUGGUCGAAAAAACAUGUUGGUUUUAUCAUGUUUUAUUAUGUCUAUUACCGGAGCCAUAACAUCAAUUUCUACAAAUAUUUGGAUGUAUUCAUUUUUAAGGUUUUUAACUGGUUUUGGAAGAGCUACAAUAGGAACUUGUGCACUUGUUUUGUCAACGGAAUUAGUGGGAAGUCAAUGGCGUGGACAAGUUGGAAUUAUUGGUUUUGUUUGUUUUACUAUUGGAUUUCUUUCUUUACCACUUAUAGCUUUUGUGAAUAGAGAUUCUACUUGGAGAGUUUUAUACCUUUGGACUUGUCUUCCUACAAUCUUGUACUCAAUAUUGGUUCAUUUCUUUGUUCGUGAAUCUCCAAGAUGGCUUUAUGUACGAGGAAACAAAGAAGAAUUUGUCCUAACUUUGAAAAGCAUUACAACAAGAAGUAGCUUAACUUUAAGCUUCUUUGGCUCCUUCAUUGAUUUUGAAGAUCAAGAACACAAUAACUCAGAGUCAACAAUCAGUCUCUACUCAGCUAUCAAGAUGUUGGUAGAAAAGAAUUGGGCUUUCAAGAGACUAAUAUCAGUUAUGCUUAUUGGUUUUGGUGUUGGAUUGGUUUACUAUGGGAUGCCACUAGGAGUUGGAAAUUUACCUUUUAAUCUAUACUUUAGUGUCACAUUGAAUGCAUUAUCAGAAUUGCCAGCUUCUAUGGUAACAUUCUUUCUUAUUGGAAAACUAACAAGAAAAAAAUCACUUUUGGGAUUUGCUAUAUUAAGUGGAAUUUGCAGCAUAGGUUGUGCAAUAGUUAAAGAUAAUUCUUUUAAAGAAUUACAAAUGGGGUUUGAAUUGGUUUCUUUUUUUAGCGCAUGUACAUCUUUUAAUGUACUAUUGAUUUACACUGUGGAAUUAUUUCCAACUUGUGUGAGGAAUUCAGCAGUGUCAAUGGUGAGACAAGCAUUGGUUCUUGGGGGUGCAUUUAGUCCAAUUUUGGUUGCUUUUGGGAGAAAUAAUAGAUGGUUUUCUUAUGGAGUUUUUGGAAUGAGUAUUGGAAUUUGUGGUUUGUUUGUGCUGUGUUUACCAGAAACUAAAGGCAGAACAUUGAGUGAUACUAUGGAUGAAGAGGAGUACAAGGAAAGAAUAUUUGUUUGCUAAUGAUUAUUGUAGCCGUACUUUUUAAUCCUUAACUAGAUGUUUCAGGUUCGAGCUCUGGGUAUGAAUACUUUUGUUAGGGAAGUCCCAAUGCGAAUCCAAAUUUAGUCCGGCUCCAUUGCCGGGAAUGGCAGGUGGAAAACCAAAAAAGAUUAUUGCAGUAGACAUUUGUCAAUAAAAGAUUAUACCAUCUCAAAAUAUGACACUGUUGGUUUUUCUAUUUAUAGAGUUUUGCUGGUUUUGGAAGGUGGAGUGCAGUUGUAAUGAAAAGAUAUCAAUCAAGACACUUUUAUUUCUAUAUUUUAAUCCCUUCGUAGCAUAUUAUGUCAAGAUGUUUGAUUGGAUACAAAAUAAAAUUAAAGAAGACUACAUACAAAGUAUCAAUAUUAUCCUUUCA